This is a messenger RNA of Austrofundulus limnaeus, 1633 nucleotides long. It is a transcript of the gene cldn15a, whose product is annotated as claudin 15a. The coding region runs from base 349 to 1017 and encodes 222 amino acids. The transcript has 5 exons. Lineage: Eukaryota; Metazoa; Chordata; Actinopteri; Cyprinodontiformes; Rivulidae. The record is from RefSeq and is a predicted model, not a curated record. Gene Ontology annotation, molecular function: structural molecule activity. Gene Ontology annotation, cellular component: membrane; bicellular tight junction.
CGACCAUUGGACCCUGAGACGGAGCUGAUAAACACCUGUUCAGUUUCAGGGGUGUAAAAUAAAAAAAGAAAAGAACACAGAGAGGAAAAAAUCUGAUGACAGAGGUUAGUGGGAGGAGAAACAAGGGGUCUUAUAAAUCAUUAUACAUAUCUGAAGAGGCAGACACAUCUCACAGAGCUGCUGCACACUCCCCUCAACAGAUGGUCCGACUUUCAUGACCAGCUUUCCCACAUCUGGUUUGAAAACAAAACAAAACAAACAAACAAAAAAAAAAACAAAGCAAAAAAACUUAAAACUGGAUUAAAUUUUUCUGUUCUGACCGGCGGGCCAAGGAGGCGGGUGUGAGUCAUGGAUCCAGUUGUGGAAGUAGUGGCUUUGGUUUUGGGUUUCGUUGGGUGGGUGAUGGUCGGGGUGGCGYUGCCAAACCGUUACUGGAAGACCUCCACGGUGGACGGGAACGUCAUCACCACCUCCACCAUCUACGAGAACCUGUGGAUGUCCUGCGCCACCGACUCCACCGGGGUCCACAACUGCAGGGAGUUUCCUUCGCUGCUGGCUUUGAAUGGUUAUAUCCAGGCUUCUCGGGCCUUAAUGAUUGCAUCGAUAGUGUUGGGUUCCUUCGGGCUGGUGGGGGGCCUGAUAGGAAUCCAGUGUUCGAAAGCUGGAGGGGAGAACUAUGUUCUGAAAGGGAGGAUUGCAGGAGCCUCUGGGGUCUUCUUUAUUCUACAAGGUUUGUGCACGAUGGUUUCGGUGUCCUGGUACGCCUUCAACAUCACCCAGAACUUCUUUGACCCCUUCUAUCCUGGGACAAAGUAUGAAAUAGGAGAAGGGCUUUACAUCGGCUGGUGCUCCGCCGUGCUCGCCAUAGCUGGAGGAGUCUGCCUCACCUGCUCCUGCAAGUUGGCCAAAGAGGAAAAAUACCCAGUGGCAUAUCAAUCCAGAGGGACCGUUUACUCUGGAGCUGCACCRAGCAGGAGCGCUGCUGCCAGCACCUAUGGUCGAAACGCCUAUGUUUGAUAUUUAUGAUGUUUUCAUCACUUCAGAUUGUGCUGCUGUAUCUUUUCCAUCAAGUGUUUUAUUCCAAGUUGUAGAUAGUGCGUUAAUUGUUCACUGAUGGAGGAGAGCCGGCACCCCUGCACUGUAAAUACCAGGAAAUCAGGAGUGUGUUUGAAAAGUAAGACAACUUAAAUGACAACACUGACACUGUAAACAUUGUAUAAAGCCUCACUGCUCAUCAUUGCACAAACAGACAGGCAUUUUGUUAUGUAUAAAUUUAUGUUUAUUUCUUAUGGCUCAAUUACAUGAAGUUGAACAUAUUUUUUAAAAUUCAAACUUAAGGAUCUGCAUCACCACAAACAGACGUUUGUGAGGUCAAAAGAGGAACAAUUCAGAUUUUAUUUGUGUGAUAUUUUGUACAGUUUUGUAAAGCGURUAUUACAGAGGGUGGAGGAUAGGUUGUUUUAGUUUGAAUUGUAAUUAUUUGUACUGAACUAAAAAAAGAUUUCAUGUUGAAAGCUGUAAUAUGACUUUUUUGUUUGUUUGUUUUUAAGGACAGAAAUUGGUAAUAAUUCAAAAAGCCCAAAGCUUAUAUUUCCAUUAAAAUACAUUUAGAUUGAUGUAUUUAUAUUUUGAA